Molecule: messenger RNA, 1154 nt
Organism: Bubalus bubalis (water buffalo)
Lineage: Eukaryota; Metazoa; Chordata; Mammalia; Artiodactyla; Bovidae
Gene: GLTPD2
Product: glycolipid transfer protein domain containing 2
Exons: 4
Coding region: 87-926 (279 amino acids)
Biological process (GO): ceramide transport; intermembrane lipid transfer
Cellular component (GO): membrane; cytoplasm; cytosol
Molecular function (GO): ceramide 1-phosphate transfer activity; ceramide 1-phosphate binding
Source: RefSeq, a predicted model, not a curated record
GCACUGCGGCUUCUCUCCUCUCCUGGAGGCGGAGGGACAAAGCCCGGCUAGAGGCUGGCAAGGGGGCGGUGGUUCCCGCUGCAGCCAUGGGGGUCGCACUGCCCGGGCAGAUCCCGCGGCGGUGGUUGCACAGCGCAAUUCCUCUUGCUGUCUUCGCGCUACUGCUUGUUUAUCUCUGGGCUCGGAACCUUCGCUGCGGAUCUGGGACGCAGUCCUGCAUUGCGGAGGGGCCGCCGCCUUUGCAGGUCCAGCAACAGUCGGGACCCGUGGAGGGCGCGGAAUGGGAAGAGCCUCAGUGUCUGGGCCCCCAGGGGAUGCUGGGCCGUAUGAUGAGGCAGUUCCGCGCCAGUCUGAAGCCGGAAGGGGACGUGGAAUUGUCACAGUACCUGGCAGGAUGGAGGGAUCUAGUCAGGUUCGUAACUCCCCUCGGCUCCAUCUUCGCCUUCGCCACAAGCGAGGCCUCCGCCAAAGUGACAGCCCUCGAAGCUCUGGUGCACGGCCCACAGGCCGCGCACUACACGUCCCUGGGGACGAUGGUGGCGUGGGAGCGGCCCGAGAUCGCCUCACCGCCCUCGAGGGCUUCAGGCUCGGUAUCGAUGCUCCUGCUACACCGUGCGCUACGCUGGUCCCAGCUCUGCCUCCACCGGGUGGCGACCGGGAUGCUUGGAGGCCCGGACGCCGGCGUUCAGUGCAGCGACGCUUAUGGUACGGCCUUGGCCCCGCAUCACUCCUGGCUCGUCCGUCAGGCUGCCCACCUCGCAUUCCUCGCUUUCCCGGGUCGCGGCCAAUUACUCAAGCUGAUGUGUCCCGGAGCCAGAGAGACGGAGGCGAGGGCCGCGCUGGCCCGAGCCGCGGGCACCCUGGAGGACGUCUACAACCGUACCCAGGGCUUAUUGGCUGAGCGCGGCUUGCUCGAGCUGGCCUGAUGCCUGCUGGAGGAAGGAAGGAAGCAUACCGGGGAGGUGUCCGUGCAGCUGGGGUUGAGCCCUGGGCUGGCCUCUGGGCGCCAGGCCCGUGGUCACCACAUACCCCGCCUCCGUGGUGACGUCACCAACCCGGCGUGGGUGGGGUUUUAGCCUCUUCCUCUUUAGCUGCAAUCUCCCGGAGGAGGGAGGAACAGGGGGGAAUAAAAACAGUGGGGCUAUUCCCUGAUA